Messenger RNA from Ornithodoros turicata, 2717 nucleotides. Its product is annotated as protein zer-1 homolog. The coding region runs from base 253 to 2592 and encodes 779 amino acids. NCBI's taxonomy places the organism in Eukaryota, Metazoa, Arthropoda, Arachnida, Ixodida, Argasidae. The transcript has 18 exons. Gene Ontology annotation, cellular component: Cul2-RING ubiquitin ligase complex. Gene Ontology annotation, molecular function: protein binding. The record is from RefSeq and is a predicted model, not a curated record.
GCAUCGCAUAUCCCCUACUCGACCUACCCGUCUACAGCUGUGAAAUCGCAGAAGACGGCAUUCAUACGAUAUUUACACUACGUAUUAAAUAAUGUGUUAUGAUAGUGUUACAUAACACUGGAACGACCCGUUACACUGCCGGACAAAUGUUCAACAGACUCAUGGAAUGUACACAGAAGGCUCCAUAAACGGUAGAUGCGCAGGUGGACGUAGGAGAUGGUGAAGUGAGUUGAGAGCUGGUGAGGAAGAGUGAUGGCGCAGCUGCCGGACUUUCCUUCGGUGUGGGAGCCCUACAGUGCGGAUUCAUUGCUAGACCUCUGCGUGAGCCUGUGCCUCAGGGAUCCCGGUUUACUGCUGCAGCCCGAUGGGCAUCUCAAACGGGGACUUAGCCUUCCAGCAGGCAUCUGCGAGCGUCUGCUGUGCCUCCGCGGAGCCAUGCCCCCGACGCCGGGCGAUGCCUUCCUCCAACUGUUUUCUGACCCAUCCUCGACGAGGCUCGAACGUGUAGACAUUCGAGGUUGGGCCGUGACAGACGAGGGUCUCAUCAUCAUAUCCCGCCAUCCGGUGACUCAUCUGGACGUGUCUCAGUGCCACCAUUUGACAUGCAAGGCGCUGGAUGUCGUGAACUCCAUGAGACCCAACCUUAAGUCCCUGGUCUUGGGAGACACUGCAUCUCCUUUCGUGCUCACAGGAGGAGACGACGAAGAUCGCAUUAUCCUGCAUGCACCGAACCUGCGCAAGCUCUGCUGGAGUGGCCUAGGUGACCAGAACAACGCUGGAGGGCUACCGGAACCAGCUUGGUCUCGACACCUCUAUGCAGCCCGCCUCGUGGAGCACCUCAGGAAGCUCACACACUUGGACCUGUCCAAGUGCGGACUCCUGGGGGACCUCUCCUGCCUGACCCAGUUGAAGGGCCUUACUGCCCUCGUCCUCUUUGGAGUGCCCUGGUUGCAAGAAAGCGUGGGCAGCAUUUGUCAGCUCAAAGGGCUCAGGCAUCUGGACAUUUCUCAGUGGAAUGAAAAGUACGGGAUAUACCAGCAUCCGAACCAGGUGCUUCAACAGCUGGUGGACAGCCUCCCAGACCUGACCUCUUUGGACAUCUCGGGCACCAACCUAGCCGGCAGUGGAGUCUUGGGUCGCGACAGUGAUCCCGCUGACAACUCUUCUAAAGACGCAGUGGCAAUGGAAUUGCCAAUGACGGAUAUUCCUGGCUUGAAGAACCGUGUAAAUAGGCCGCUGGAAUUUUUGGGUCUCUUCAACACAGCCCACGAGGCUUGCUACAGGCACCAUAUCCCUGCGAAAAGGAUUGCAGGCGACGCAAACGAAGAGCAGAUUCUCGUUUCGGCCCAAGUUUAUCAGGAACGUGGAGAAGUACUGCAGAAAGUAUUGAACGAUUUGUUUCACGUAUUUCGCUACGAAGCAUGCAGCUAUACGAAGCUGGCUCUCGACGUCGUCAUGGCAGCCAUGGCACGCCACCUGUCAGAGAAGCACAUUCAGAUUGCAGGAAGUGCAUCGUUAUUCUACAUCGUAAAAGGAGAAGAGAAGGGAAACUUCAACAUUAAAAUCAAAAGGAGAAUAAUAAAAGCCCUGCUGGAUGCUAUGUGUGGUCACAGAAACGAUACUACUAUGUUAAGAAAUGGCUGCCUCACAUUGAUUCAUUUUAAAAUUCCGCAAGAUGUGUUGUUUGACUACGAGCGACUAGUAGACAUCUUGCUGCAUAUUGUGUCCCAAGAGGACCAGGAUGACUUUGUACAGCGUAUUGGUAUCUAUUUGCUCAACUCAUUAGCUUGCCAAGUGGAUGGCAUGCAGAAACAACUGGUUGGUGAUAAAGGCGCCAUAACGAUAAUGCUACAACUAAUCGAAGCGAGAGUUUUCCGAGGCUCCUCAGAUGAAGUCAUGGAGACUGCAUGGAGUACGAUGUGGAACGUUACCGAUGAAACACCAGUCAAUUGUCAGAGGUUUCUAGACGGAGGAGGCAUGAUGCUGUUUUUAGAGUGCCUACGGGCAUUCGCUGACAAGCCAGAGCUACUGAGAAAUAUGAUGGGUCUUUUAGGCAAUGUAGCCGAAGUAAAAGAGCUACGGCCCCGCCUCAUGAAAGACGAAUACCUUGAAGUUUUUAGCCACCUGCUAGACAGCACGAGCGACGGCAUUGAAGUGAGCUACAAUGCUGCGGGAAUCCUGUCGCACAUAGCGUCCGACGGUCCAGAGCUGUGGGAGGCGCACAACAUCCGAUCAGUGAGCAGGGAACAAGUGCUGAGUCGAAUGGUCAGGGCCAUUGAGAGUUGGAGAUUGCUGACCAAGCGAAACAUUAACUGCAGGUCCUUUGAACCUAUCUUGAGGCUCUUGAAAGUGGAACAUACUCCAGAGGCUCAGCAUUGGGCAGUAUGGGCACUAGCAAACUUGACAAAAGUCUAUCCUGACAAGUACUGUCCCUUGAUCCGUGAAGAAGGAGGUGUGGAGCUUGUACAGAAGCUGCUCAGUAGCAGCAAACCCUAUGAGCGUAUCAAAGAGCUCUCGCGUAUCAUCAUCGAGCAGUGUGCAAUGUAUGAAAGGAAUGGAUGCAUUCUGGAAGACUUGGAUGAAAUAUCGUGAUGGGUUUUAAAGUGGUGUACACUCCUGUUUUUAUUUUAGGGUGUCAUUGUGAGUACGGAGUAAUAUUAUAUAAGUUCGUGUAUUUUCUCAGCCUGGCCAAAAUAAACAGACAAAUGCCUCACUCA